Molecule: messenger RNA, 2147 nt
Organism: Panicum virgatum (switchgrass)
Lineage: Eukaryota; Viridiplantae; Streptophyta; Magnoliopsida; Poales; Poaceae
Product: probable trehalase
Exons: 11
Coding region: 1-1815 (604 amino acids)
Biological process (GO): trehalose catabolic process
Molecular function (GO): alpha,alpha-trehalase activity
Source: RefSeq, a predicted model, not a curated record
AUGGACGUCGUGGCGCGCCACCGCCGCCGCCCCACGGGCGCCGCGGCGCCCGGGGGCGGCCCGGGCGGCGACGACGACGCUGGCGCGCUGCUCGACCUCCUGCAGCGCGUGCAGUCGGAGGCGCUGCGCGCGUUCGGGCCGCGCGGCUUCGACCCCAAGCUCUACGUCGACAUGCCGCUCGCCGCCGACCCGGGCGCCGCGGCGGCCGCGCUGCCGCCCGCGCCGUCGAGGGGCGAGAUGGGGGCGUUCCUGCGCCGGUACCUCGCGCCGGCCGGGUCGGACCUCGCUGCCGCGGACCCGCCGGACCUGGCGCUGCCCGAGCCGCGCGGGUUCCUGCCCCGGGUGCGGAGCGGCGCCGCGCGGGCGUGGGCGCGGGAGCUGCACGCGCUGUGGGGGAACCUGACGCGGCGGGUGGCGCCGGGCGUCGCCGCAGCGCGGCACCGGCACACGCUCCUUCCGCUGCCCGGCAGGGCGGUCGUGCCGGGCUCCGGCUACCGGGAGCUCUACUACUGGGACUCCUACUGGGUCGUCAGGUCCGUGCGUUGUGUUCCUCCGGCCACCGCCAUUUUUGCUUUUGCAUGUGCUCGCCCCGAUCGAUCUGCUCGUGAUGCAUGCAGGGGCUUACUGGUGAGCAAGAUGUACGAGACGGCGAAGGAGGUCGUCGUCAACCUCUUGUACCUUGUCGAGAGAUACGGCUUCGUUCUCAACGGUGCGAGAUCCUACUACACUAAUCGAAGCCAGCCACCACUCCUAAGCUCCAUGGUUUUAGAGAUAUACUCAGCAACCGGUGAUUUGGACUUGGUGAAGAAAGCAUUUCCUUCUCUGCUAAAAGAGCAUAGCUUCUGGAUGUCAGAUUUUCACAGAGUAAUGGUAAGGGAUAAUCAGGGACAGAUACAUAGCUUGACUCGGUAUCAAGCUAUGUGGAACAAACCAAGGCCAGAAUCUGCAACCACUGAUCAGCAAAUGGCUUCAAAGCUCUCCUCUGAAGUUGAUAAGGAAAAUUUCUAUCACCAAGUUGCUUCAGCGGCAGAAUCGGGGUGGGAUUUUAGCUCUCGAUGGAUGAGAAAUCCUCCUGACAUGACGACAUUGGCAACAACAUCUAUCAUACCAGUGGAUUUGAACACGUUCAUAUACAAGAUGGAGAGAGACAUUGAAUUCUUUGCUGAACUUACAGGAGAACAUAUAAUUUCAAAAGAAUUUUCUGAUACUGCAAAGGCACGUCAAAUUGCAAUAGACUCUAUUUUAUGGAACUCUGAGAUGGAGCAGUGGCUUGACUACUGGCUUCCUGCUGAUGUACAGUGCCAGGGUGUCUACCAAUGGAAUUCUAAGUCGCAGAACCGCAACAUCUUUGCCUCCAACUUCGUACCUAUCUGGCUAAAUGCAUAUCAUCAUUCAGGCUCGGUGAAAUAUGUCAAUGAGGCAAAAUCAAAAGGAGUCAUGAGAAGCCUGAAGGCAUCAGGGCUACUUCAUAUGUCUGGAAUAGCGGCUUCAUUAUUGAACACCGGGCAGCAGUGGGAUUUUCCGAAUGGAUGGGCCCCAUUGCAGCAUCUGAUAGUUGAAGGACUGGUGAACUGUGGUUCAGCAGAGGCGAGGGAAUUUGCUGAAGAUAUUGCUUCAAGGUGGGUGCGAACGAACUACACCGCCUACAAAGCAAGCGGUGUUAUGUAUGAGAAGUAUGAUGUGGAGGUCUGUGGAAGAUCUGGUGGUAGCGGCGAAUACAAACACCAGACUGGUUUUGGCUGGUCCAAUGGUGUGGUAUUAUCAUUCUUGGAAGAGUUUGGAUGGCCCCGGGACAAGGAGAUUGUCUGCUCCUGAUGCAGGAGAAUCCACAGAAGAAGCAUAAUGCAACCAAAUCAAUGUGCAUACUUUGCAAUAAUGCACGACGGUUUGGAAAAGGUGGUCGUUUUUUAUAUCGAGAAUUGGACAGACGCUUUUAACCCUGUUUUACGUGACCUGUGUAUGAAUACUCCUAUGAGACGCCUGAAGAGUACGUUUUUCAAUGUUGAGUUGGGAAGCGGGCUUUCAGGACAUGUUAUGAUUUGAAGUACUAGCAUUCUAGUUUCAAGUUGAGAAGUGGGGUUUGUUUUGACUUGUAGUAAGUUUGAGAAGAUUGGAAAUAAUUUGUUCGGAUUCCGAAAAGUUUUAAA